Molecule: messenger RNA, 6812 nt
Organism: Sphaeramia orbicularis (orbiculate cardinalfish)
Lineage: Eukaryota; Metazoa; Chordata; Actinopteri; Kurtiformes; Apogonidae
Gene: heatr5b
Product: HEAT repeat containing 5B
Exons: 36
Coding region: 83-6253 (2056 amino acids)
Biological process (GO): intracellular protein localization; retrograde transport, endosome to Golgi; endocytosis
Cellular component (GO): Golgi apparatus; membrane; endocytic vesicle
Source: RefSeq, a predicted model, not a curated record
GUUUACUGCGACACCGCUGGUACUCGUCGUCAUUCAUCCUCGGCACCGAUACACAGUGGAGAUCUGAUUGGAGGCGGAGGCCAUGGAGCUGGCUCACAGUCUGCUGCUCAACGAAGACGCCUUGGCCCAGAUCACAGAAGCAAAGCGGCCCGUCUUCAUUUUCGAGUGGCUUCGCUUCCUGGAUAAAGUCCUGGUGGCAGCGAAUAAGGUGGAUGUGAAAGAGAAGCAGAAGAAGCUGGUGGAGCAGCUGACAGGACUGAUCAGCAGCGCUCCAGGACCUCCAACCAGAAAACUACUGGCCAAGAACUUAGCCACGCUUUACAGCAUCGGCGACACUUUCACCGUCUUCCAGACUCUGGAUAAAUGUAAUGACAUCAUCAAAAGCAAAGAUGACACUCCUGCAUAUUUACCCACAAAACUUGCUGCUGUGGCCUGUGUGGGAGCCUUUUAUGAGAAGAUGGGUCGGAUGUUGGGGAGCUCCUUUCCAGACACCAUUAAUAAUCUUUUGAAGGCGUUAAAGAGUGCAGAGUCCCAGGGCAGAGGGGAGAUCCUCCUCAGUCUGCAGAAGGUUCUCAGUGGACUUGGUGGUGCUGCAGCCUCAUGUCACAGGGACAUCUACAAGAACGCCCGCUCGCUGCUCACUGAUAGGUCCAUGGCGGUACGCUGCGCCGUAGCCAAGUGCCUGUUGGAGCUCCAGAACGAGGCGGUGUUCAUGUGGACCACAGAGCUGGAGAACAUGGCCACAUUGUGUUUCAAAGCCCUGGAAGGAUCCAACUACGGCGUCCGAGUAGCCGUGGCUAAACUGUUAGGAACGGUCAUGGCCACCGCGCUGAUGCCCAAACAGGCGGCAGUGAUGCGUCAGAAUGUGAAGCGGGCCACUCUGGAGGAGGUCCUGGAGCUCAUGGCCACCGGCUUCCUGCGAGGAGGAUCUGGUUUCCUGAAGAGCGGCGGCGAGAUGUUAAAGGGCGGAGCCUCCGUCAGCCGGGAGGUGCGGGUGGGCGUGACCCAGGCCUACGUGGUGUUCGUGACGACUCUCGGUGGCCAGUGGCUGGAGCGUAACUUCGCCACCUUCCUGUCCCACGUGCUGGACCUGGUGUCCCACCCGCGGGCCACACAGACUCACGUGGAGGCCGUGUACUCCCGCCGCUGUGUGUCCUUCAUGCUUCGCGCCACGCUGGGCGGGUUGCUCGGAGAAAAGGCGCAAAUUGCAGCCGGCAAAGAAAUCUGCCAAGCCAUCAGCAAGCAGAUGAGGGCUGUGGGUAAGGAGGAUGGGGGGGAAAUGUCACGGUUCAGAGCGUUACAGAAGGCUGUUGUGAACGAUAUGAGCGGAGAGAACAAGGCGGGGGCGGCCGACGUCUCCGCCAGUCAACAUGUGAUGGUCUGUGCCCUCAAAGAACUGGGAAGUCUGGUCCAGAGUCUGAGCGCCACCGCCUCACCGCUCAUCCAGGAGCCGUCUAUAGGACUCCUUGAGACGGUGACGUCGGUGCUGCUCCACCCCAGCAUGGCGGCUCGUCUGGCGGCGGCGUGGUGUCUCCGUUGCGUUGCCGUGGCGUUGCCCUAUCAGCUGACCCCGCUGCUGGACCGCUGCGCCGAGCGAAUCAACAACCUGAAGAGCUCGCCGGAGGCCGUGAGCGGCUACAGCUUCGCCAUGGCGGCUCUGCUGGGGGGCGUCCACCAGUGUCCCCUGGGUAUCCCCCACUCCAAAGGAAAGCUGGUGGUGAGCAUCGCUGAGGACCUUCUGCGAACGGCGGCUCAGAACAGUCGGCUGUCUCUGCAGCGGACCCAGGCCGGGUGGCUCCUGCUGGGGGCGCUCAUGACCCUGGGUCCGUCCCUCGUUCGCUACCAUCUGCCUAAGAUGCUGCUGCUGUGGAGGAACGUCUUCCCUCGUUCCCAGAAAGAACUGGAGGCAGAAAAGGCCCGAGGAGACUCGUUCACCUGGCAGGUGACGCUGGAAGGACGAGCCGGAGCGCUAUGUGCCAUGCGUAGUUUUGUGGCCCACUGUCCUGAGCUGCUGACGGAGGAUGUGAUUCGCCGACUGAUGACUCCCAUUGAAUGUGCCAUGACCAUGAUGUCGCACGUCCCUGCCAUCAUCAAAGUCCAUGGCGCUCAUUUGAAGGCGAGCGCCGCCAUGGUCCGACUCCGAUUGUACGACAUCUUGGCUCUGUUGCCUCCUAAGACGUAUGAAGGCAGCUUCAACGCCCUCCUCCGGGAGCUGGUGGCCGAGUUCACGCUGACCGACAACUCCGCCAACACCACCACGUCUCUGCUGCGAUCGCUCUGUCACUAUGACGACAGCGUCCUCAUGGGCUCCUGGCUGCAGGAGACCGACCACAAAUCUAUAGAGGAUCAGCUUCAGCCCAACAGUGCAUCAGGCAGCGGCGCCCUGGAGCAUGACCCCUCCUCCAUUUACCUACGAGUUCCCGUUGGUGAGGCCAUCCCGGGGCCUCUUCCUCUGGGGGUGUCGGUCAUCGACGCUUCGGUGGCUCUGUUUGGCGUCGUUUUCCCUCACGUGUCAUUUAAACACAGACUACAGAUGUUGGACCAUUUUGCUGAAUGUAUAAAACAGGCGAAGGGCGUUCGACAACAGGCGGUUCAGCUCAACAUCUUCACUGCAGUUCUGAGCGCACUGAAGGGCCUGGCUGAGAAUAAGAGUACGCUGGGACCGGAGGAGGUGCGUAAGUCUGCUCUGGCCCUGGUGAUGGGGGCGCUGGACAACCCCAACCCCAUCCUCCGAUGUGCAGCUGGAGAAGCUCUGGGACGGAUGGCCCAGGUGGUCGGAGAGGCCACGUUCAUUGCCAGGAUGGCACAGACCAGCUUCGACAAACUGAAGUCUGCCCGUGACGUGGUUUCGAGGACGGGUCACUCUCUGGCUCUGGGCUGUUUGCAUCGAUACGUGGGAGGAAUCGGUUCGGGUCAGCAUUUGAAGACCAGCGUCAGUAUCCUCCUGGCCCUGGCCCAGGACGGAUCCUCCCAUGAGGUCCAGACCUGGGCCCUCCACUCCCUGGCUCUGAUCGUGGACUCCAGCGGUCCCAUGUACCGUGGCUACGUGGAGCCCACCCUGUCCCUGGUGCUCACCCUGCUCCUCACCGUGCCUCCCUCCCACACCGAGGUCCACCAGUGUCUGGGACGUUGCCUCGGAGCCCUCAUCACCACCGUGGGGCCGGAACUACAGGGAAACGGCGCCACCAUCUCCACCAUCCGCUCGUCGUGCCUGGUCGGCUGCGCCAUCAUGCAGGACCAUUCGGACUCACUGGUUCAGGCCGCCGCCAUCUCAUGUCUGCAGCAGCUGCACAUGUUCGCUCCCAGACAUGUCAACCUGUCCAGCCUGGUCCCAUGUCUCUGCGUUCACCUGUGCAGCUCCCACCUGCUGCUGCGUCGUGCCGCUGUCGCCUGCCUCCGACAACUGGCCCAGAGAGAGGCCGCCGAGGUCUGCGAGUACGCCAUGAGUCUGGCCAAGAAGGCCGGAGACAGCAAGGACAGCACCGCCAUUAAUCUGAACAUCACAGAGACGGGUCUGGAGGGCGUUCUGUUCGGGAUGUUGGACAGGGAGACUGAUCGGAAGCUGUGCUCGGACAUCCACGACACUCUGGGUCACAUGCUCUCAUCACUCGCCGUGGAAAAGCUCUCCCAUUGGCUGAAACUCUGCAAGGACGUUUUAGCAGCGACUACAGACGUCGGAGGAGCCGUCGCCUUCGAGGUGGAAAAGGACGAGGAAGACUCCGAGAAGAAAGACGAGAUGGAUGAUGACACCAUGUUCACGGGUCUGGGCGAAGACGACAAGUCCAAGCCGUCGGUGGCGCCGCGAUGGGUGACGCGAGUGUUCGCCGCCGACUGCCUGUGUCGCAUCAUCCUGCUGUGUGAGAACGCAGAUAAAGCGCACUUCGACCUGGCCGCUGCUCGAUCUGCACAAGCCAAGAACCCCAAAGGUGAUCUGCUGGUUCUGCACCUGUCCGACCUGAUCCGCAUGGCCUUCAUGGCGGCCACUGACCACAGUAACCAGCUGAGGAUGGCCGGGCUGCAGGCGCUGGAGGACAUCAUUAAAAAGUUUGCCUCGGUACCAGAACCCGAGUUCCCGGGUCACGUCAUCCUGGAACAGUACCAGGCCAACGUGGGAGCCGCCCUCAGACCGGCCUUUUCACCCGAUACUCCGUCUGACAUAACGGCUAAAGCCUGUCAGGUGUGCAGUACGUGGAUCGGUAGCGGCGUUGUCAGCGACCUCAACGACCUCCGGCGUGUCCACAACCUGCUGGUGUCGUCGCUGGACAAGGUUCAGGCGGGAAAAGGCUCAUCCAGUCAGCUGUACAGCGAGAGCGCCACCACCAUGGAGAAGCUGGCUGUGUUGAAGGCCUGGGCCGAGGUCUACGUGGUGGCGAUGAAGAUCAAAAAGGAGGCGGAGUCAAAGCCCGUGAAGCUGGCGAGGAGUGGAGACGAGGACGAGGAUGACGAGGACCUCGGCGCUGACGUCCUUCCUCCCGACAGCCUCAUUUCAUUGGUCCAACCGGAGCUGCCGUCACUGAGCCGCCUGUGGUUGGCCGUACUCCGAGACUACGCCCUGCUCACGCUGCCCGCCGAGUUCUCCAGCCAACUUCCUCCAGACGGUGGAGCCUUUUACACCCCAGAGACCAUCGACACCGCCAGGCUCCACUACCGCAGCUCGUGGGCGCCGGUCCUCCAUGCCGUCGCCCUGUGGCUGAGCAGCACCGGGUUUGGAGCCGGCGAGGACAAAGACGACGCCCCCUCCAAGGUUGCCGCCGCCAACACGAAGACCGGCGAGGAAUCGAUCAAAGACAGGAUGCAUCUGAUACUGGGUGUCAGCAUCGAGUUUCUCUGCUUCCCCCGACCUGAGGAACCCAUCGAACAUGUGAUGUCAUGUCUGCAGGCUUUGUGUACGCUGUUGGAGGCUCCCAGCGCCAAGACCCACAUCGCAGAAGACCAGCUCCUGGCCGUGGAGCUCCUGAACGUCCUCCACCGUCUCCUCCUGACCCGUGAUCCUCCUGCCGUCCAACUCCAGGUCACCGCCGUCGUCCAGGAAACCAUCAGAGCAGCACAGGACCAUCUACAACGGCUGAGGAGCAGCAGAGGUAAAGAUGACGAGGGUGAGAAGGAGUGCGUUCCGAGCCUGGGGGAGGGCGGAGCCUCCGGGGAGCUGGUUCCGGGGAAGUCCCUGGUGUUCGCCGCCAUGGAGCUGCUGGUGUUCAUCCUGGUGCGACACCUGCCGCAGCUCAACACCAGGGUCAAGGAGUCGCCCAGCCACGCGGCGCUGCGGCCGCGCCGUCUGCCCGACGACGGCGCACGCCUGGUCGCCAACGCCGUCACCAUCCUGGCAGAGCUGCCCUCACUGUGCACGCCUGCAGGCAGUAUGACCAUCCUCCCCACUGUGCUCUUCCUCAUCACCGGUGUUCUGAGGGAAACGGCCGUUAAAACGGCAGACGGGUCGGUACCGGCGCCGGUUUCAGCCGCUCUGCAGGGAAUCAAGACCAUCCUGACGUCACCGCUGGCCCGAGUGGACGCCAUGGAGACGCAGUGGACCGGGCUGGUCCGGAGCAGCCUGGCCUCGGUCCUAGAGAACGCACAGCCCGACGAGUCCAGACCGGACAUGGACGACAUCAGCAUGUUGACCGCCAUCACCCUGUUCCUCCUGUCGGCGAGCAGCGAGCUGGUGGGCGUGGCCGUCCUGCAGAAGGGCUGCAUGGAGCGUUACCGCAGCGCCCUGACCUCCGCUGACCCCUCGGUCCAGGCCCGGUGCUACCAGCUGCUCCUGUCCGUGUUCCAACACUCCAGCCGGGCGCUGUCCACGCCCUACAUCCACGCCCUGGCGCCGCUCAUGGUGGAGAAGCUGAAGGCGGCGGAGCGGCGCCGUCCCGCCACGGCGGCCGAGCUGCAGGCGGUGCAGGAAGGGGUCCGGGUCCUGGAGAACCUGGUGUGCAUGGGCGAGGAGCAGAACCGCGUCCAGCUCCUCGCCCUCCUCGUCCCGACCCUCAUCUCGUACCUCCUGGAUGAAAAUGCCGUCUCCUCGGCGACGUCGGUCUCCAAGGCGCUGCACGACUUCGCUCUCCAGAACCUGAUGCGGAUCGGGCCGCUGUACCCGGCCGCCUUCAAGGUCGUGAUCGGGGCGGCACCGGAGCUCAAGACCUGCCUGGAAUCGGCCGUUCGGGCCAAUCAGGCCAGCAGCAAGGCCAAGGCGGCGGCCAGGCAGGCCACGCCCACUGUACAGGCCACACCCACCAUCAAACUCAAGACCAGCUUCUUCUGAACACGAGCCCGACUUCAUCGUCAUGUAUUUAUUUUCCAGACUUUUGUGUAAAUACGUCUCUGAAGUGUGAAUGUAUGUUCCACAUCGUACCUAAAGGGACUCGUUUUCAUUUGAUUUGAUUUGAUUUUUUUUGUCGUUUUUGUUGUUUGUUGUUUUUGUCCUUUCUUCUAUUGAAUAUUUAACUUUCACUGCGUCGUUUUUCUGUGUGAUUUUACUUUGUCGUUGAAUCAUAAACGCACUUUGACCGAUUGUAUGGAGGAAAAAACAUUCCUGAAUCACAACUGAAGUUAAUUAAUUGUAAUCGUUGUAAUCCAGGGGUGUCAAACAUGCGGCCCGCGGACCAAAACCGCCCGCCAAAGGGUCCAACCUGGCCCGCGGGAUGAAUUUGCACAGUGAAAAUAUUAACACUCAAUUCAGGUUCCACAUUCCAUCUUAAGUGGGUCGGACCGGAUCCGAACUUUUUUUUUUUCUUUGAGAAAAAUCUUCUCCUUUUUCUCUUUGUUUUAGUGUAAAAAAAAAAAGUGAAAUUACAUGAAAAUGGUCAUAUUUACAAACUAAU